AUGAAGUUCCAACUUAUGCUUCUGUCCUUGAGCGCGGCGGCCGCACUUCCCUCCAUGUCGCCAGCCCUUGAGGAGAGAGAGUUGACAUGGAACGAUGUUCCGGCUUGCAAGAAUGGCGGUCACCUUCCCGAUGACGUAUACAAGUACGCGGAUGAUUGCAGGCAGAAGUGUUUUGGAAGGGAGGAGGCUGGUGGCGAUAACAAAUACGGAGUUUGCGCUGGCUACUGCAGAACGGCCGCUGUCCUUGGUUCCUUCAAGUGCUUCGGCCAGCAGAUUACGAGUUAA
Molecule: messenger RNA, 285 nt
Organism: Purpureocillium lilacinum
Lineage: Eukaryota; Fungi; Ascomycota; Sordariomycetes; Hypocreales; Ophiocordycipitaceae
Source: RefSeq, a predicted model, not a curated record